Messenger RNA from Lactuca sativa (garden lettuce), 1017 nucleotides. The record is from RefSeq and is a predicted model, not a curated record. NCBI's taxonomy places the organism in Eukaryota, Viridiplantae, Streptophyta, Magnoliopsida, Asterales, Asteraceae.
AUGGAGUCUGAAUUCAUGAAUCAGUUUAUACCUCAAAAUAUGGACAUUCCAUACAUACAAUUUCAAUCUUCUAACCAUGACAUGAUGAUAGGAACACCACAAGAUAUCAAUGGUAAUGAUCCGAGUUCAGUGGGAAACCUUUCAUACACUGAUAUGGUUUCUUUAAAUCAGUUUGAAGUCAUGAAUCAAUUCACACAUGAAGAUAUCAAUGCUAGAGAUCUGAGUUCAAUGAUGAACACUGCAUACAUCCCAUCAGUAGCUGGAUCUUCCAACUGUGAGAAGAUGAUAGGAACAAGUACAAGGGACUGGGAUAUGGUUCCUAUGGAUCAGCUUGAUCAGUUCAUGAAUCCGUUCACUAUACCUCAAGAUUUCAAAUCAAGACAUGAUGAUAGGAGAAAAAUGGCUACAAAACGCAACAUUGAUGCUCAUAAAUGCUGCAAGUGUAAGACUACCAAGUGCUUGAAACUAUAUUGUGGUUGCUUUGCUGCUGAAUCUUAUUGUACUGAAGCUUGCUCUUGCAAAGAAUGCUGUAAUCGACUUGAUUAUCAAGAUACAGUUGAAGUCGCACGUGAACAAGCAAAAGUGAGAAAUCCACUUGCAUUUUCCACCAAGGAGGAUAAAGAUAGGAACAAAAUCGGUUGUGAAUGUAGGUUGUCAAUGUGCUUGAAAGAAUCAUGUAAGUGCAAUAAGGCUAAAGUUGGAUGCCAGCUUCAAUGUCGUUGUAGAGGAUGUAAAAAUGUUCAUGGCAAGAGAGAGGAUAACUUUGAUAAGAAUAAGAUGAAUGAAAGAAAUCUAAGUUCAGUGACAAACUUUUCAUACAUUCAAUCAGCAGCUGAAUCUUCUAACUUUGAGAUGAUGAUAGGAACAAGUAAAACGGAGUAUGAUUUGGAUCUUCCAACUUUGGAUCAACUUGAAUUGAUGAAUCAGUUCACUUCUCAAGAUUUGGAUCAGUUUGAAUUCAUGAAUCAGUCUACAUCUCAAGAUUUCAAUGUAAGACAUGAUGAGAGGAAAAAGUAG